Messenger RNA from Astyanax mexicanus (Mexican tetra), 3674 nucleotides. It is a transcript of the gene pip5k1aa, whose product is annotated as phosphatidylinositol-4-phosphate 5-kinase, type I, alpha, a. Gene Ontology annotation, biological process: phosphatidylinositol metabolic process. The record is from RefSeq and is a predicted model, not a curated record. Gene Ontology annotation, molecular function: phosphatidylinositol kinase activity. NCBI's taxonomy places the organism in Eukaryota, Metazoa, Chordata, Actinopteri, Characiformes, Acestrorhamphidae. The transcript has 16 exons. Bases 738 to 2453 code for a protein of 571 amino acids.
AAAUAAAAAUAAAUGCUGGCGUGAUACAGUCAAUGACCUUAUCUAAGCAGAUGCCUAUCACUUUAAAAUGAGUGUAAUUUAGGCACAACGAGUGGGUGCAGCCUCAUGGAAUAAAGUGUUUUUGAUUAGCCAUUUCCUUCAAUGUAUGUCCUUUACAUGGCAGUUCCUAAUCUGGUUGAGGUCAAGUCUAGAAAACUAAGAAGAACUGCUUUUUAACCCUUUAAAAAAAUUUAAUAGACUCGGGAGAGAUGGUUCACUGUUAUAACCCUCUAUCCAUCAUGUGAUUUUUAUAUGUUAUAUCAAGUAAUCAGUAAUGUAAUUAUUCAGCAAUUGUUAUUGACAGCCCAAAUCGUUUUUUUUACAUAUAUAGAUUGUAUCCUGCUUUUCAUUUAUUUAUUUAUUUAUUUAUUUAUUUUUUGCAUAGUCUGAACAGCCAAAACGCACAUGAAAUCAGAUUUGUGCAAAUGUGAUCUGAACCACAUUUGGACCUGGUUCGAAAUAUGAUUACAAUGUACAACUUUGUUUUAGCCUGGAUGCUUUGGCUGCUAAAAUCUGAUUUCAGGACCUCCUUUGCUUUAUUCACAGUACAAAGCUGUGUGUGUCUUAAAGGAUCAGACGGGUUCCUAGAUUGCUACAGAGUCUACCUAAUGUUCCCUGGCCAAUAAUGCAUCUUUAUCAUACCUGCUUUUGGGUUACCACAACAAUCCGUGCAGAUAGGAAAUGCUGGAACUCGUGGGAUGGCAUCUUUGGAAGGCCUGGGCUCCUCUCAGACCAAUAAGAAAACCAUUGGUCAUCGUGGGAUUGACCCUACUGGGGAAACUACAUACAAAAAGACCACAUCAUCUGCCCUGAAAGGUGCCAUCCAGCUGGGCAUCACACACACAGUGGGAAGCUUAAGCCAGAAGCCAGAGAGAGAUGUGCUCAUGCAGGACUUUGAAGUAGUUGAGAGCAUAUUUUUUCCCAGUGAGGGCAGUAAUUUAACUCCAGGCCACCACCAUGGCGACUUUAGAUUUAAAACCUAUGCUCCAAUUGCCUUCCGCUACUUCAGAGAGAUGUUCGGGAUUCGGCCUGAUGACUACCUGUAUUCUCUCUGUAAUGAGCCUCUUAUUGAGCUGUCGAACUCUGGGGCAAGUGGAUCUCUGUUCUAUGUCUCCAGUGAUGACGAGUUCAUCAUUAAAACGGUGCAGCACAAAGAGGCAGAGUUCCUACAAAAACUGUUACCUGGAUACUUUAUGAACCUUAACCAGAACAAGCGGACACUACUGCCCAAGUUCUAUGGGCUCUACUGUGUUCAGGCUGGAGGAAAGAAUAUACGCAUUGUUGUUAUGAACAACUUGCUUCCUCGGGCUGUUCCCAUGCACCUGAAAUAUGACCUGAAGGGCUCCACGUACAAACGCAGAGCCUCCCCCAAAGAGCGCACCAAAAAAAUCCCCACCUACAAAGACCUGGACUUUAUACAGGACCUGCCUGAGGGUCUGAUGCUGGAGAACGAUCACUACAAUGCGCUCUGCAAGACCAUCCAACGAGACUGUCUGUUGCUGCAGAGUUUCAAAAUCAUGGACUACAGUCUGCUAGUGGGGAUUCACAAUGUGGACCGGGCUGGAGAAGAGGCAUGUACAUCAGUGCCUGACCAAAAGAGGGCUCAGGGCCAGAAGGCCCUAUACUGCACAGCCAUGGAGUCAAUUCAGGGGGAAGCCAGGGGAAAGGCUCCACCAGAGUCCAGUGAGUGCAUGGGAGGAAUUCCAGCACACAACUCCAAGGGGGAAAGAUUACUGGUCUUCAUUGGUGUCAUCGACAUCCUUCAGUCCUACAGGCUUGUGAAGAAAUUGGAGCACACGUUUAAAUCCAUGGUACAUGAUGGGGACACAGUGUCAGUACACAGACCUGGCUUCUACGCAGACCGCUUCCAGAAAUUCAUGUGCAUCACAGUUUUCAGGAAAAUGCCAAUUAAACCCUCCCCUGUAAAGAAAACUCGAGGAGCUGCUGUGCCUGGCGUGCAGAAAUCCAACACUGCAGUAUCUUCACCUACUUCUCAGACUCUACCAUCAGCAGUACCACAGACAGCUAAAGUGACCCCCACACAUGCAGAACAGACCCAGCCAGACCAGAAGAUAGCCCAGUUAUCAGGCAGCAGUGCUGUCUCUCAGAGUCUGGAGACAGAGAAAUCAGGAGAUGGAGAUCCCCAGUCUCGUCCUGACCUGCUGCCCAGACCCACAACUCAGGAUGAGAUCACAACCUCUGCUGAAGCACCACACUCAACAUUUACUCUAGCAAGCCCUGAACCUGGACUCAGCACUCUAUCCCCCAGAGAGGAGGAGCAGAAACUCUGCAGUGCAGAUCUGACACCGAGUGGUCCAGAAAGUGCUGUUUCUGCCCGGUCCUUACAUGAGAGUCUGAAUAUUGAGGUCAUUUCUCUUAGUGAUAUGCUCCCGCAGACAGACAGCUGUUAUUGAACUCAGUUAAGGAAGAGAGGCAGGAAAAGCUGGUCUGGAAAGAAGAGAGAAGAGUAAAAGUAAAGAGUCAGAGAGCAUGUCACUGCAUCAAUGUGAGAAAUGGACACAAAGGCAAGACUGCAAUAAGGUGAACUAUGGAAAAGGCUGGAAGGAUAAAGAUGUAUUUUAUGGAUGACUACUACAUCCAGGGUCGCUGCUAAAGAGGCAUUGUUGGUAGGAAAUAGGAAAAUGCCAACCCCUGUUCUUACAGCAUUCAACCAGAACAACAGUGCCUUAAUUAAUUUACAUAAUUAAAUACUGUUUCUGAAAGUAAUUUAUAGUAAUCCAUAGUAAACCAAACUACACUCUCAGAUUGCAGGUGAACGUUUUUUUCUUCUUCUACAAUAUGUAUCUGUAUUCACCACUGAGCCAGACAAAUCAAUGCUGAGAAACUCAAGACACUCCAGUGAACAAGGAGCACACAUGUAAUGCACAGGUUAAGUCAAAUCUUGUGUGUCCUUGGGGAAAGUGGAAGGAAAUUGGUUAUUGCUUGUUAAUCUAACCCUAUUUAUAGCUUUUAAGAGUUUCUGCCGAGACAUUCCGUGCAUGCCUGCUUAUUUUGAUUGUUUGCCAGGAACUGGCUGGAAAACAUAAGAUGAUUUAAAUGUUAUUUUUUAAAUUAAUGAGUUGAAAUAAGGAGUUUUAGAUGGUAAAUAAACUUUUCAACGUUGUUUUAAUCAUUUAGCUUUUUUCCAGUCAUUGAUUAAACCUAGUCAUAGUCUAUCUUUUCCUUUAAAUGAAAAAUCUCUGUAAAAAUGCUGUACAGUCUAAGAUUAGGCUUAAUUCCUUUCUGGAAAAUUCAACCUAGCGUUAAAUUUUGUUUUAAAGUUUUAAAGCACAGUUGCAGCAAGUAUUAGUGUGGGCUAGCUUUUUUUUCUGCAACCAUAAGUGGCCUUUAAACAGUAAUGUACAAUAAGUAUUGCUUUAUUAUAAUUUUGUUUCUUUUAGAGACUUAUAGACAGUAUAUGCGGUUUAAUAAAGUGAUAAAGUAGGGUCAUUUCUGCUGUAUUGAUUUAAAAUGUAGUCGUACUCUUUUGCAUGCAGGCUUGCGAUUAGAUAAAGGCAUGUAUACCAUUUAGAAAAAAUAAAAGAAAAUACUUCAUGUAGUAACUCACAGUUGAACUAGUUUUUUUUUCAACUGGAUGAAUCAUUUAAAAUAAAAACAAAUUUUAUGUGAAUAAA